Messenger RNA from Syzygium oleosum, 1878 nucleotides. RefSeq lists its product as uncharacterized. Lineage: Eukaryota; Viridiplantae; Streptophyta; Magnoliopsida; Myrtales; Myrtaceae. The record is from RefSeq and is a predicted model, not a curated record. The coding region runs from base 1 to 1878 and encodes 625 amino acids. The transcript has a single exon.
AUGACGUGUCUCUGGGACAACUGGAGCAUUCAACUUUUGGUACUACUCGGCUUGAUUUUCCAGAUGGUGCUUGCUGUAUUAGGAAGCCGCAGGAAGACCGCAAGUGGCCAGACAAUCACAUUUGUUAUUUGGGCAUCUUAUUUGCUCACCUCUUAUUUAGCGACGCUUGCGCUCAGCAAGCUCACGACAGUCAGACUCAACAAGUCCGAGGAAGAGUGUGAUGCCGAACUAAAAGCAUUGUUGGCGCCUUUGAUUCUACUGCUGCUGGGGAAUCCAGAUAGCAUUACCGCAUAUUCAGUGGAAGACAACCGGCUCGGCGUGAGGCGUGUGUUGAACCUCAUCAUCACGUUUUCUUUCGUAGCCUGGAUCCUUGGGCGAAAUUGGAAGACCUCCAUCCCGAUGAUACUAUACUUUCCCUUGUUUGCUGCUGGGACAAUCAAGUACGGAGAAACAAUUUGGGCACUCUUUUCUGUGUACGACGAGAACACGAGCAUGAGAGAAGAGGAUUUCAAGGAAGAAAAGGAGUCGUAUUCUGCAUUGACGAGCUCCCACCAAGACUUUCCCGGUUUGAAGAUUUUCUUGAAGGCUUACUACCGGUUUGAUUGUUUAAAGCCUCACCUUGUGGACUGGCUGAAGCACCCUUUCUUCAUGGACCAUCGUAAUAAGUUGAUCCAAAAUUACAGUCCUGAAGAAGUAUUCUUGACGACCGAUAUGGAACUCGGGUUCAUGUAUGAUGUCCUCUACACUAAAGCACCAGUUCUUUAUACCAAGACCGGGAUCACGCUCCGAGUCAUCAGUUAUUUUUGUUUGCUGUUGACCUCAGGCGGAUUCCUGGGGCUUUUCUUUGAUGAACACUGGAGAGGUCCGUACGUUAGUUACACGUUUGGCCUGCUGAUUGGAGUCGUGCUUCUGGAAACUUAUCAGUUGUUGAAGCUAUUCGAUUCGGAUUGGGUGAUUAUAAUGAAUAUUAAGCACCAUAGAAAGGUCUCGAAGUUUCUGAAAUUUCUUGUCAAACGAUCUCUGAAGAAGAAAAGGUGGUCUCACACAAUUCGUCAAGUUAAUUUUCUGGAUUUCUUCCAACACGAAAAACGGCCCUGGCUCUUCAAAAUCCUCAAAUUCUGUGGCAAGGCCGAGAAGUUAAUGAGAUAUCGGGCAACACAAUCUAAAAAAAUUCCCAACUAUUUUAAAAAAUUAUUGCUUGAAGACAUGGAAAAGUUUGAAACAAAGAGAGACAGUCGACCCUUCACGAAAAGAGGCCAAUGGACGCUCGAGGCUCAGGAGUCUCUGGAUAAGCUCCAAUGGAGUAUCGAGAUGGCAUUUGACAGAAGCAUCAUCAUAUGGCACAUUGCGACCCAUAUCUGCAACGAAUCUUGCCACGAAAUUUCAGACCGUAGCAAGGCAAGCAAACUGAUAUCAGAUUACAUGAUGUUCCUUUUGGUCCGACAUCCUCACAUACUCUCCUUGACCACAGCCAAGAUCACUCGCAAUGACGCCUACUCUAAGUUUGAGACAUUCUUGAAGAAAAUCCCAGAAGAGCGGCCCGACAGAGAGAGCAUCCUGGAAAUUCUAUCGGGAACAGAGUAUGUGCAAGAACGUCCCCCAGAGGGGAGCCUUGAACCAGUAAUCACCAGAGGGUGGAAUGUUGUUGAGGAAGCGCGAAGACUCGCGAGAGAGCUGAAAGAUACUGAGAACAGAUGGGAGAUCAUCAGUAGCAUUUGGGUUGAGAUGCUAUGUUUUGCGGCAUACAAUUGCCAGCAAUACCACCACAUGGAGCUGCUGAGGCAGGGCGGAGAAAUCAUCACUCACGUGUGGCUCCUCCUUUCUCACAAGACGGACAAGUUCAACACCAUUAAGAUUUGGAACAUAAAAAUCGAAUAG